Messenger RNA from Triplophysa rosa, 4598 nucleotides. RefSeq lists its product as uncharacterized. Lineage: Eukaryota; Metazoa; Chordata; Actinopteri; Cypriniformes; Nemacheilidae. Gene Ontology annotation, biological process: B cell receptor signaling pathway; intracellular signal transduction; negative regulation of T cell activation. Gene Ontology annotation, cellular component: plasma membrane; membrane raft. The record is from RefSeq and is a predicted model, not a curated record. The transcript is spliced from 7 exons. The coding region runs from base 502 to 2049 and encodes 515 amino acids.
UCCAGAUGCCAAUGGAAUGGGCACCGCGCUGUCAUAUAGUACUUUCGCCGAUGCUCGAGACAGGAGUGAGGUUUGAGGAGGCUCUGAGACCCAGCGGAGGCAGCUGUGACGUGGUCCCGAUAUCACCACCGAACCUCGACUUGGAAUAACCCAGCUGCGUGUUUGCACCUUUCCCCGUGCGCGACGCGUAACGCACGGGAACAAUGGGAUUGGUCAGAGGUUGCAAUGAGGACGCCAAAUGCCAUGCCGCACACAUGUCCUCCCUAACAUACGAAUCUAGGCUCAACGCAGGUUAUUGAUUAUGCUUGCGGUGUUUCGGCGUCUGACCGGGUGCCAGACAUUUCAGCAGCAGCAGAGUCCAGCGAGGUGGAUGCUGCGCGGAGACGCGCCCCCUGAAUCCCUAAACUGAAUCUCGCAGACGGUGUGAUCGUUCGAGCGCGUGUGCAUAUGUGUGUGCGCGAGUGGGGGCGAGAGUGAAAGUGUGUGUGCUAGCACUUCCACAUGGCCUCCAUGCAGGACGGGGUGAACUUCUCAACUCAUCCCUACAGCAAAGUACUGCUGCUGGGGGCCAUCGCAGCAGCCUCGGCCUUCGUCGUCACCAUCCUCAUCGUCGUGUUGUGCGUCGGUUGCCAGAGGAAAGGAAAGACGCACAAUGGCACUGGAGAGGAGAGGAAACACAGACUCAUGGACAUGAGUAUACUGAAGCAGUCCAAGCUGCGAUCCAUCAGUAAGUCAGACACCAAGCUUCAUGAGAUGAACAGACUCAACUGUAAUGGCAAGAAAUCUUCGAAGAAGAAUCGCCCCGCCAGCAUGGAUCUGCUUCUACUCCCCAGCCGUCGCUCAAACUCAGACCUGCGUGCUCAGGGCCGCCAGCUGCCUCAAAUCCCCGCCGGUGAAGAUGGGGAACACACAUACGCUGAGGUGGGCCGUCGUUCCUCUCCAACACGCGGUUCUGAGGACGCCCGCUACGGCGUCGGCGGUCGAGCUGGAGAGACGGACACACCCGCCCCACCUGCUGUCCCUGCCAACACCCCGGCUCCUCCUGAUCCUGAUGGAGACUGCUUAGAGGGUGGGAUUCCAGAGGCAGAGACCCUCCCCCAGGUGGUAAACACGCCCCCUCAACCCCAGGACACGGUGGAGUACGCCUGCAUCAGGAAGGUCCGGAGAGUGGACAAAGCAGCGCAGAAGAGGGACAACGGGACGGACACAGAGGAGGGACUUGGACAACAACGACACAGCAGUGGGGACAUUCGACACGCCCCUCCCACUCACCAAGCCCCGCCUCCUAUGCACCCACACAGUCAGAAAAUGCCUAGGAAAAAUUUGGAGACCUUCAACCUUCCCACAUUCCCUAAGGAGGCAGUGUUUAUGGGAAACGGAGAGCAGUACAUAUGGAAACCUCCGGAAGACGAUGACUUCAUCUUCCAGCACAAGCAGAUGGGUAUGCUGAGCUUGCACGCUGGAGAGAGUAUGGCAGCAUCUGCAGCAGGGAUCACAGAAAUGUAUUCCAAGGUCUGCAAAACAGGCAAGAAGAAGCGAGCCAUGCCCGGCUCACCCACAGCCGCAAGGGACAUCAGCGGCUUUAGGACCUUGGCACGAGGUGACCGCGGCGACCGUGACGGGGGUUUUAGUGUUGUAGUCAAACCCCAAACGUGGGCCCCGCAGGAGGGCAAAGGCUCGCGAGUUCCCCCUGGCUGCAUGGAGGACCAUUGCUAUGAAGCCAUCAGCACAGAGGAAACAGACCUGGCUUACGAUACCAUGGAGGGUGGAGGCGGCUGGAGGGGAGGCCACAGGCCUCCACCCAACGCCAGCGCUACCUUGCGGCCCAAAAGGAAGAGGCCCCAGCAGCCCCUGCAGCAACCGCCUCCUCCCCCUCCACCUCCCCUGCAGAACCCCAAAAUUCAGCAUCUCUCAGCCAAAGGCCUGGUGCUUCCUGGGGAGAGUCUGUAUGAGAGCAUCCCCGACCUGAAGCAGAGCUCAGCCACCUCCAGCACAACCACCAUCUUUACUUUUAAUGAUGGCAUGGAGAUGUACGUCACUGGCCUGUAGGGGGAGCUAUGGAAACUUUUUCUUAGAGAACAACUUGAAUCUUGAAAGGAGACGGCAAUGUGCCGUAACCCAAUGGGAUACACACGUUGCCCCGCUGCUGUGUAUUUUACAUGGGUUCCAAGUGUUCACUGAGCAUUUAUUGAGAUUUGUAAGCCUAGUUCAAGAUCAGUAUUCUUGCGGCACAAAAUGCUUUGACGUUGAAAAAUAUUACCGAGUUCAUCGCACACCUCCAUUGCAAAGAAGAAAAUAGUCACCAGUGCCCUUCACCAGCCACGACAUAUCACCGCGAACAUAACAUAUCACAACAGACAGUAGCAUCACUUGGAUUCCUUCUCUAUAUGGAAUCCUUGUUUUUUUUUCUUAUUUACACGCUGUGGUUUUUGACCAUCGGAAUUGCGGGUCAAAGCUAUAUUAGAUGCCUAGAAAAUCCCAAAGGAGAAAGUGAGCACAAGUCUAUUACAAAAAAAAGCACAGAGUUUAAUAGCAUCCUUGCAGCCCCUGGCAAGAAAAAAAUAUAUUUUGAUUAGAUACAGUCAAAUGCAAAAGCAUCGUCCCCUAUUUAACAGUUUAACUUACUGAACUAAACCUUAUUAUACAGCCAAACGAACAAUUAUUGCAAAGCUAAUGGUGACGUAUUGACAAGAAAUCUAUAUUUAAUCUGUUCAUAGAAGAGUUGAUCCUAUUUUAUAAUGGCUAAAAGCUAUCUAUUAUCUAAAAGAUUUAGAAAAUACAUGGUCCUAUUUUUGUAACGUAAACGUCUUUAUUUCUGUAAAAUUUAUAAUUUAAACAAAUAUUCUAAUUCGUUGGGUCAUACAGUUGGAAUUAUUUUUCUUAUUAAGCACAAAUAUCCCUCAGCAUGUCGUCUGUCAAAGUCAGUCCCCUUAUAAAAAUUGGACAGAUUUGAAAAAUACUUUAAAAAUCUAUUAAACGGAUAGCUCCCCAAAAUAAAUAAUUGUCAUAAUUUAUUCACCCACAUGUCAUUCAAAAGCUCUAUGUAACUCUUUUCUUCUGUGGAACACAAAAGAAGAUAUUUUGAGUGGUCCAUAUAAUGGAAGUCAAUGGGGCCAAUGUAUUUUGGAGACCAACGUUCUUCAGAAUAUCGUCUUUUGUGUUCUCCAGAACAAGAAAGUCAUGUUUGAAAUGACAUAAGGGUGAAUGACAGAAUUGUCAUUUUCGUGCGAAAAUAAAGAGAUGGUUAACUGUGAUUGCCAAUAAAGCAAGAUUUAGAAUUAGCAACAGCUCAGGGACAGUGACAAAAACAUGAAAUAAUUGCACACAAAAAGACAUUACAUAUCUGACAGGAGACCCCGAUGUCUUUUCAUGUUAUUUAAUUUAUUUGUCGUUUUGACAUAACAUCACUGUCACAAGUCACCACAGCACUUCGACCACAGUAAAGUGAGUGUUUUUCUUUAUCAGAAAUGUUUAUGCACUUUGCCUGAUUAAAAAGAUGCAUGCUUUCAAGAAAAAAACACCCUUGUAAAGGGAAAAAAGAAAAGAAACGUGACAAACUAGCACUGUCGUGUGGUAUCGGAGAAUGGUACGGUUUAUUUCUUGCUGUUGUCGGUGGUUUGUUUGCUUUAUACGCCUUUUUCAUCUGAGAAAAAGCACAGAGAGAUUUGCUUCAGUACUGGGGAGACCAAUGAGGACUCGAGGAGGACUCUCUAAAUAAUAGACUGAUGGUAAGAAAUAUAACACGUAGUGUGUCAUGGAUGAUUCCUUUCCCCUCUGUCAUUUCAGAAGCAGUCAGGAGGUCCGUGUGUGUAACACUCAUUCUUUAAAAAAAAGAGGGUGCGUGUGGAUUCCAAUAAGAUUAAGUGGAAUCACAAUCCAUUUGAUUCUUGAGAUAAACUCCUGUGUUAUAUAGAUAUAAUGGGAGAUUUGUAAAAUGGUAUGAAGACUCAGCAAUUUGAAUUAGUGUAACUGGAGUGUAUUGGGGUUUCAACAGUGGACUAUGUCAAAUUCUGUGAUCUCUGACACUUCUGUAUGGACUAUAGCUGCUUUAUCAGUGUCUUGAAUCUGAUACUAAUGUGAUCUGGAAUAAAUUAUCUAAAUGCCUGGAGCGCACAGAAAGGGGCUCAGGUCGACCAAAUACAGUAUAGUCAAACAUUUAUAGUUGUAAAUAUGUUACAAACAUGUGAACAAAAGAAAAUGCAGAAAGGGGUGGGGGGAUUUGCUCUUGGUGUUCCUGAAAGUAUUUGUUUUUUCAAGUUGUCCUUUUUGGAAUGAUUUUUCUCCGGUGACAAAUUAUCUCAGCAGUAUCUCUGUGAGUUUUGAUUAUGUGCUUUGGGAUUUUUUUAAACUUUCACAUCAUUUUAGCUAUACUGUGUAUCUCAAAGACCAGUUGAGUUUAGUGUGGCAGCUAAUGUUGUGCGUUUGCUUAUCAAACAACAGGGUGGUGUGUAUUAAAGCUGUGUAAUUAAGUACUAAUGUGCAAAAGAUUGUAAUGUUUUUAUAUCAAAAUGACAAUUCAUAAAAUGUUGGGUCAAGUUUAUACUUUUUUAAUAAAGUAGCACUUCAAAAACCCCAAACUAUAUAGCAUUUACAUACUG